GGCUUUUCUCUCACCUCAGCCCUCCACGUCCUUCUUUUUGAUGUGGGCAUUUGCCGCCACGUGUCGGCUCUUUACUGGUCACGCUUUUCCUAUUUUUUUUUUAAAAUUUUUUCCCUUACUCUAUUGGGCUCUGGCGUAUUCUCUUUGGGCUAUGGGGUUUUCUAAUUUGUUCCACCAUCGCGGCCCAGCUGAAGCACGCCUAGGGCUUCGACGUCUGUUCUUUGUCUUCGUCUUCUACCUUCUCAUCUCUGAGUCGAGACCACGCAGAGAUUCGAGACUGUUCCGUAUGCCUAACGCCUCCGAUCUCAAUAACUUCGCACCUUAACUCCACCUCACUCCUUUUACUCCACUCCUUCUACUUCAAUUGCGCCAUCAAUACACCUCUUCGUUUUCCAUCGUAUCCGGCUUGAUCCUCACCUAUAAAUACGGCAUCAAGCGAUCUUACGAUGCACACCUCAAAUCUAUCGAACUUUAGAAGUACGCUCUUUUCUAAUCUCUUUUCUAUCAACCGAUUUCGAUGGCGUUCACUCUUCUUAGCGACUUGAAAGCCGGCCGAUGCUCCAAUACCGCGGAGGUCCGUCUGCUGAGGGUUUGGGAGGCUAGGAAUAUCAACAAGGGCAUGGAGCUAAUGAGUCUUGACAUGUUGCUAAUCGAUGAGAACGUAAGAUCCGUUUGACUCUUCUAAAACCUCUUAAUAUUUUGUUUGUCUAAGAUCCGUUUUAAUCUUCUACCAUCUCUUAAUUGUUUAAUUUUCUAAGAUCCGUUUUAAUCUCCAAAAAUCUCUUAAUAGUUUAAUUUUCUAUAGAUUCUAAUUUUUUUAAUCUUCAUUGCUCCAUCAGUCUACUGUCGUGCACGGAACUGUCUCUGCCCUUCUCCAGCUUAGGUUCAGACCACGUAUGACGGAGGGAUCUGUAUACACACUAAGCGGCUUCGAUGUGACGCGCAGCAGCCCGAAAUACCGGCUAUCUGAUGCGCCAGUAGCCAUUCGUUUCAAUGAUGGCACCGAAUUUGAAAAGCUAGCAACGACAUCUCGGACGAUACCCACGGAGCACUUCCGUUUCCGACCGUACGACCAGAUACUUGGACUAGCCAACACUGGCAGACAACUCCCUGGUAUAUAAACAUUUUGUUAUUUUUUUUUAUGGUCGUCGUUUACUUAUGUCAUGCUCUAACGUUCUCCCAAUCCAUACUAUGUCAGACGUAAUGGGAGAGCUUAGUGCAAUUAGGAGCACAAUAACUGACCGUAUCCCUGGGGCUCAGCGCGUAAUGCUUAACUUGCGUCUUGAGAGGUAUUGUCAAUCUUCUCAGUUUCAUUUGUUAUUCUUUUAACUCUAGCAUAUCACUGACUCACUUUUUAACAUGAUUUUUUUGAAGCGAUACUACUGUGUGUGUUAGUAUCUUUGACUCCUUGGCCCUUGCAUUCCAUAGCAAGCUCGAUGUGUACGGAAAAGAGCCAAGGAUCGUUGUUGUAACAGCCGUGAAUCCUAAGUUGGUUUCAGGAAAGUUAUAUUUGAAUGGCACUUCUGCGACACGUGUUUUUUUUGAUUCCGAAACCGCUGUAGGCGUAGAUGCAUUAGCCAGGCAAGCAUCCUUUCUCUUAUUUGAUAACGCUUUUUUUUUUUUUUUUGCUAUUGAUUUGUCAUAAGCGGUUACAUUUUAUUAUCCUCGCAGGUUACCAAGUGGUGGUACAGACCAGGCAGGGUCUUCAUCCAAGGUGGUUCACGCACAGAAGAUUGAACCCAUGACAGUUUCAGAGCUUAACCAAUUUAUCUUCACGGCCGAUCCUCAGAUAAUUGAGUUUCUCUGUACGGCCAAGGUGACUGAGAUUCAGCUUGAUGAGGGUUGGUGUUACAUUGGCUGCUCCACUUGCUCCAAGAAACUCAUCCGAGAGGAGACUUCAUUCACAUGCGUCCCAUGCAAUGAAACUAAUGCUGUGGCUAAACUCAAGUAUCGUGUGAUUCUCUCCGUCUCAGAUGACACUGGUGCAGCAGCUUUCCUUGGUUUUGAUGAAGAGAUUGCUAGCCUGACUCAUGUUCUUGCUUCUGAUGCUGCACAUAUCGUGGGGAUAGGUACUAAUGCCCAAGUUGACAUCGACCUACCUCGCUCACUCGCUAAUCUGGUGGGGAGUACCUACACUUUCCAGCUCAGGUUAAAGGACUUCAAUUUUGGUCCAAAUCACCGAAGCUUUACCAUAUCUCGCAUAUUCCCCGCACGUGAUCUUGCGCCAAAGCCAACUUUUUCUGAUGGUGGCGAGGAUACCGAUCAAUCUAUACCCCAAUCUGUGGCAACAGGAUUAGAUGUCGGAGCUGGUAUCGUAAACAAUGGUGCAGAUCAGCUCACCGAUGCUGAUGGUGCACGUAUGGUGCAUGAAGCAGCAGCAUCGGGUGAAGACGCUGGGGAAGCAACUGCACGUAAGAAAGCACGUGUGGAAUGAGUGCUACCUUGGAACCCAAACAACCACGAUUAGACUAUAUGAUUCUCUGUUUUUUAUAUUUGGAUUUAGAUUUGUCUUUUAGUUCUUUGUUUUUUUUUUUAAGGUCUUUGCUAUGUCGUUUUUUCAAAUUUCUCUUAAUGAAAAACUAUGGGUCGUGGUUGUCCUAUUUUCUAUUUCUCAGGUGCCUGGCAUUAAUUAUAUUAUCCAUUAACUUCACAUGUGUAUGAACCACCGUCCGUCAUGUAAAAACAUAAAUUAACCAAGUUAAAACAUUAGUUUUCGUUCUGAUACAUGGUAAAUUUAAAAACUAUAAAAAGUCACCUCAACUUAAGUGUUAAAUUCGAACUCUCUUUCCUCCUAGCACAUUGGAAAAAGUAUUGGUUUUGUACAAUUAGUGGAAGAAAACCACUAACAAUCAGUUUGCCUUGAGGUACAAGUCAUUGGAAGUUCCGGCUAACCUUAAAAUGUUGACAUUUUAUCACGUUGGCAAGCUACUUUACACGGCAUCAUUUAGGAACCCAUGACAUGUACUUAAUGUGGAUAAAUUUCCUAUAAAGUUUAUAAAGAUUGGGUUUGCGCUAGGGGUUAUUCAUGUAUUUAAAAUCAAACAAAAUUUAGACUAAGUUUGCAUUGUAGAGGCAUAUAUUACAAAAUCAAAACAUAAAAAUAUAAAUAAACCCAUUACAAAAGUGGCUUCAAAGUGGGUAUUUUAAAUUUUUCUUCCUUUCCUCUUAUGUUAGGGGAAAAAAUUAGUAAGCGUGAUCGAAAGAUCCAAGUGAAAAAAGAGGAUUGCAUAGAAAAACAUUAUACAGCGAAUUUCCGGCUUCAAAGUGGGUAUUUUUCUUCUUUUUCAAAAAAAAACAUUAUACAGCGAAUUUCCACUGCUUCUUCCAAGCCCUAAUGACAAGUACUUAAUGUGAAGAACAUUUGACAACAUUGAAGCUUUGACAUACUUAAUAUUUUCGUUCUCUCUUACUACUAUCUAUGAUUAAUAUAAAAUUUAUAUUAUGGUACAUUAAAUUAGAACAGUAACAAUUGUAUGCUGCCUGCCUGUACGUCUCCCAUUCAUAAAAAAAACUACACGCACAUCCUCAAAACAGUGCACAUAGCAUGAAACAGCCGUUACAAACAAACCUCAUAAUUUUCUCUGGAUUUUCGUUGCAGACUCUGUAUCUGUGAUUUCAUAAUAAAAAAAAAACUUUGGCUACAUCUGCACUGCAAGAAGUCAUGGUUAAGUCCCCGGUACCAGAAACAGAUAAAGGACCUUUGAGGAGAUCAAGGAGAACAGAAAGUGUUCCUCUACUAUCCACACCAUCAUCAUCAACUGCAACUAAAAGAAGCCGGAAAAAAAAAAAAGGUUAGUCGUAGCGAUACACUAAUUUACACAUACUUAUAUAUUUUGACGCCUUCUCCAAGUUAUUUACUCUCUGUUUCAUCAGUAUCUGAUGAACGCCAGCCUUGGUUGAAAGAGCAAUUUCUACCACUCACACCUCCAACUUUGCUCGGAUGCAGAGGAGACGUAGAUCGUAUUAAAGGUAUAUGACCCCUCAUUCUGAGUCUUAUUUAUCAAGUCAAAUCUAAUUUGUUGGCUCUCCCUUUCUCCAAUCCGAUUACAUUCUCAGAAACUAAUGGGCGUCUCGCCCGACAGAACCGAAGAAGCAUGCGCGCAGAAAAGAGAAACAAGGCACUACAACAAGAGAUACAGCACAACACAGCCCCUAUCUUAGCUGUCCAAAAUAACACUAUCAAUGUUGUUGACACAGAACGUGGUAAUGACCAAGCAGCUAGAACAUUCAAAAUUUUAUUUUAAUUCGUAACUCAACUUGCAUUAUUAAUUUGAAUUAUAGAUAACAGAAGAAUAGCUCGGGCUCUGCGUAUGGAGAGACUAAUCAACAAGAGAGUAGCCACUACAAAAAAAUGUUAGCUCUUCGUUAAGACUUAUAAUUGCUGGCAGUUUACAAAGCGUCUUAAGCUACUACAGUCUUUCUAUUACUAAUACCAUAGUUUUAACUUUUUUAAAACAGCAUUAGUGUGUGCGAGUGGAAGCCGACCAGGUAUGAUUCAAACCAUCUAUGCACAUGAAAUUAACAAUAUAUGAUGCCAAUAAAACUUUCUCAACUGAACUGGCAGGGAGGUACCGGCGCCCAGUUGUAAACAAGUGGGAGUUAGCAACAUGCCCGGACUGUCAAGCAAUUGUCUGGAAUGCAGAAGCUGUAGUUCAAGAGACAAGGAACUCACCCAGAAGGUUCAGCAUAUGUUGUCAGCAAGGGCGUGUAAAGCUACCACCUAGACGACAACCACCUUCGCCUCUGAAAGAACUUCUCCAAAGAUCAAGCUUCAAAAUUAUGAUCCGCGUUGCUAAUGGAAUGUUAGCCUUCACAUCCAUGGGUGGCCAAAUUGACAACUCUGUUACUAACACUCCUGGACCCUUUUCAUUUAGACUUCAUGGGCAAACUCACCACAGAAUUGGUUCUCUACUUCCACCAGAGGGGAAACCUCCGCAGUUCUCGCAGCUUUACAUAGUCGACACAGACAAUGAACUGGCAAACAGAAAGAAGGCAUUCAGCAAGGGUACGUCCGAUCUAGCAGUUGAUGAUAAUGUGAUGGCUGGUUUGAUCAAGAUGUUGGAUGAACAUAAUCCACUCGCCAAGACUUUCAGACAUGCACGAGACCGUAUUUUAUCUGGUGACACCGUUGAAUUCAGUGUAACUUUAGUGAAUCAGAAACAUCGAGGACGGCAAUAUGACUUGCCAACUGCAGGUGAGAUAGGUGGUUUGUACGUUGGCGACUUCACGGCUGACUCUGCCGGUAAAGAUUUAGUGCUCGAGUACAAGUCAUCUAAGCUGCAACGAAUCAGUGAUUUACACCCUCUGUACAUGAGUCUUCAGUACCCGCUGCUGUUUCCCUACGGAGAAUAUGGAUACGAUGAGCGCAUACCUUAUCACACUUCUGAAAACUCUAAAAUAAAACGAGAAUAUAUGACCAUGAGAGAGUACUACGCUCAUCAGAUUCAGACAAGACCAUCCGAGGGUAUGACAAUCAUUAUCUCUGGAAAAUUGCUUCAUCAGUAUAUUGUGGAUUCUUUCACUGCGACCGAGCAGGAAAGAUUGCGCUUCAUCAGACUUAA
Messenger RNA from Brassica rapa (field mustard), 5561 nucleotides. RefSeq lists its product as uncharacterized. NCBI's taxonomy places the organism in Eukaryota, Viridiplantae, Streptophyta, Magnoliopsida, Brassicales, Brassicaceae. The record is from RefSeq and is a predicted model, not a curated record.